Messenger RNA from Vitis riparia (riverbank grape), 595 nucleotides. RefSeq lists its product as uncharacterized. NCBI's taxonomy places the organism in Eukaryota, Viridiplantae, Streptophyta, Magnoliopsida, Vitales, Vitaceae. The transcript has a single exon. Bases 35 to 379 code for a protein of 114 amino acids. The record is from RefSeq and is a predicted model, not a curated record.
GAGCUAGAUAGACUAAUAGUGCAGGUAAAUAUUAAUGGAGUCGAACCGCAAGCGCAGAGGGUUCAUGAAGGGGAAGCUGGCGAUGCCCUUCUACCGGGUAGCCAAGCCUUCCUCGACCGUCCAGUAUAGCAGCAAGGUUAAGCCUAGCCAGACUUCUCCUUUGGCUCCUUCCGUGGGGUUCGUGGUCGACCAAGAAUAUGUGAUUCCCCAGCCAAAGCAGAAGGUUGCCUUUAUCAUACCAGCAGAGAAUGGCCGUGACUCUCUGUUCGGCACCUAUGGUGCAGGCGGCGAUGAAGGUGUGGAUGCCAAGGCUGCAAACUACAUCUCCGUGGUUCAAGAACGUUUCAAGCUUGAUCGAGUAAACUCAAAGAAGUCCUAAGACACGCAGAAGAAGAACAAGUUCCAUGAGCAGUCUGAUCAGUAGCCCUCUCUGAAUAAAUUAUAAUUAAUCAUCCAAAAGAUACGUUAAUUUGUCUAGAGAAUUAAGGUUCCUUAAUUUUUGUUUCGUGUAUCUCUAGGCUUAGUUCUUGUUAAUUUAGUACUGCCUUCAUGUAAUUAUCCUUGUGAUAAAUAAGAAAAUUUUCUUAAUCAUUCA